Molecule: messenger RNA, 3045 nt
Organism: Cajanus cajan (pigeon pea)
Lineage: Eukaryota; Viridiplantae; Streptophyta; Magnoliopsida; Fabales; Fabaceae
Source: RefSeq, a predicted model, not a curated record
GAGUUUGAGCAAUUGUUAAAUUAUGCCGAUCUGCCUCAGAAAGUUGAAAAUGAAAAAUUACCAUUUGUACAGAGUCUGUUACAGUUUGCAUUGAAAUCAGAUAUGCGGUGGUUUACUUGAGGGAAUCUUUCUAGCUGAUAUGCAUAGAAGGGUGUCUAACUCUAACAUUUUGGAUAUGGCCUUUUCCCCCUUCAGUUUACCAUGUUGCCUCGUUACAUAGGAUAUCUUAUUCUUUCUGAUAUAUAUAAUAAAUUGUUAUAUUCAAAAUCAAUGAUUCUCUUGAUAUUCAUUAUACUGAGAAAAUUGGCUGUUAAUCUUAAGCAAAAAGGGUAUUUAGAGUGUUUCUGAUUCUAAACUUGAAACCUACUAAAGAGGGGUUAACCUUUCAACCAGAGAGAAAAUGACCAUCAAGAGUGAACUUUGAAUUAAUUCAUCCAACUGAGUCCAAACCUUGUGGCUGAUCAAGGAGUCGGACAGAUAUCAUUGUUUUUACUCAUUUACUGAAUAUAAUCUAGCUUCCAACAUGGGAAACUCUUCAUUCUUAAGUUUUAGUCCUUUUCAGUUCUGCUGCAAUUUAUUGAACUAUGUUGGUUGUUUGACUCCUUUGAAUUCAUUGUGCAGUAUGAAAGCAGUAGUUUAUUUAUAAUAAACAUAAUGGAGCCAGUCCUGCAAAUAUACACGGAAAGAGCAAGAUUACAUGUUCCUGAUAACAGUGACCUCACUGUGAUUGAAGAUAAACUUGCUUGGAUUGUUCAUAUCAUUGCUGCAAUUCUUAAGAUAAAACAGUGUACUGGUUGUAGUGUUGAGUCCCAGGAAGUACUUGAUGCUGAACUUUCAGCUCGAGUUUUACAGUUAAUUAAUGUAACUGACAGCGGAAUACACAGUCAGAGGUAUGUUGAGAUUAGCAAACAAAGACUAGAUAGGGCAAUUCUUACUUUCUUUCAGCAUUUCCGAAAGUCUUAUGUAGGAGACCAGGCUAUUCACUCUUCCAAGCAGUUAUAUGCCCGGUUAUCUGAACUUCUUGGCCUACACGAUCAUCUAUUGCUGUUGAAUGUGAUUAUUGGCAAGAUUGUGACUAACCUUAAGUGCUACACAGAGAGUGAAGAGGUCAUUGAUCACACCUUGAGUUUGUUUUUGGAACUUGCAUCUGGCUACAUGACUGGAAAGCUACUUCUGAAGUUGGAUGCAGUGAAAUUUAUUGUUGCCAAUCAUACGAGGGAGCAUUUUCCAUUUUUGGAAGCAAAGAGAUGCACUCGCAGCAGAACGACUUUCUAUUACACUAUUGGCUGGUUGAUAUUCAUGGAGGAUAGCCCUGUGAAAUUUAAAUCUUCAAUGGAUCCACUCCAGCAGGUUUUUCUCAGUUUGGAAUCAACUCCUGAUUCAGUAUUUCGAGCUGAUGCUGUAAGGUAUGCACUUGUUGGUUUGAUGAGGGACCUUCGAGGAAUUGCAAUGGCUACAAACAGCCGUCGAACGUAUGGAUUUCUAUUUGAUUGGUUGUAUCCUGCACACAUGCCUCUACUCUUAAAAGGCAUCUCGCAUUGGACAGAUACCCCUGAGGUUACAACCCCAUUGUUAAAAUUCAUGGCUGAGUUUGUGCUAAAUAAAGCUCAACGCUUGACAUUUGACUCUUCUUCUCCAAAUGGCAUACUUCUAUUCCGGGAAGUCAGUAAACUGAUUGUUGCUUAUGGAUCUAGAAUUCUGUCUCUUCCAAAUGCUGCUGAUAUUUAUACGUACAAGUACAAAGGAAUAUGGAUUUGUUUAACAAUACUGUCAAGAGCUCUUUCAGGAAAUUAUGUCAACUUUGGUGUGUUUGAACUAUAUGGUGACAGAGCUUUAUCUGAUGCUCUUGAUGCUGCUCUAAAGAUGACACUCUCAAUUCCUAUGUCUGAUAUAUUGGCUUAUAGGAAGCUAACAAGGGCUUAUUUUGCAUUCCUGGAGGUUUUGUUCAACAGCCACAUCACUUUUGUAUUAAACUUGGACACAAACACCUUUAUGCAUAUGGUUGGCUCCCUUGAAUCUGGACUUAAAGGGUUGGAUACAAGUAUCUCAUCACAGUGUGCAUCUGCUGUUGAUAAUUUGGCUGCUUUCUAUUUUAACAACAUCACUAUGGGGGAGGCUCCAAAUUUACUUGCAUCUGUCAAUCUUGUUCGGCAUAUCACAGAGUGUCCCAAUCUGUUUCCAGAAAUUUUGAAGACCUUAUUUGAGAUCAUAUUGUUUGAAGACUGUGGCAACCAAUGGAGUCUGAGUAGGCCAAUGUUGAGCCUGAUACUCAUUAAUGAGCAGAUAUUCUCAGAUCUGAAAGCUCAAAUCUUGUCAUCACAGCCAAUGGAUCAGCAUCAGCGGCUCUCUUCAUGCUUCGAUAAGCUCAUGGCAGAUGUUACUCUAAGCAUAGAUUCAAAAAAUAGGGAUAAAUUCACGCAAAAUCUCACCAUAUUUCGGCAUGAAUUCCGUGCCAAAUAAUUCAAAUUUAUACCAGUAAAUAUGAGAAUGUUUAGUGUCUGUAUAUUGUCUGUUUGGAGAAUCUGCUGCCCUCUGUUCUGGUGGCACCUUGCAACCCUAUCAUGGAAGAAAGACCCACUUUAUGUGAUUUCUUCAUCUUGGUUGGUUUACAUGUAAGAAAUGUAUUCUUUGUAAUUACUGUUCAUGCAGUGUGGAAGAUCAGGUGUAUACUUGUGGUGGUACCGGAUAACUCUGUAUAAUCAGAUUUGGAUGAUUCAAACAAAGUUCAAAGAUGAUGGAGAAAUUUUGAAGAUGUAAGUGGUCAGGACAGAAAAGGGUCGUGGACGAGAAAAACUAGUGGAUGGAUUAAACGGGAACCACCUUAAAUGUAGAUUGAUUGGGUUAGAUAUAUUCUUUUUAGAACUCAUGUAUAUUAUUAUCUCGAUGAUAUUUGUUUAGAAACAUACUAGAUAUUACUUGAUAUUUUUAUAUUAUUGAUUUCUUUGUAUUGUACCCCUCUGGUCAAAACCAGAAGAAAAAAUGUGUUUAGAUGGUGAUAGAAUCAUAGAAGAGAAAGGCUCAUUUUCUUUUCUCAAUCUUUUGAAA